AUCUAGAAGUAGAAAUAGUUGAAGUCAGGCGAAAAUACAAUAAACAAUACUGCUGUACAGUACAAUUUGUGAGAUGGAGUCUGUUGCGCUAAUGACGUGUGGAACCUGCUUCUUUAUUUCCAUGCACUUUUGUAGCAGAAAGCUUUUACAGAUAUAUUUUCCCAAGCAGCUAACUGAAGCAAAUAUCUACGUCAUUGCAUGCCGGUUUGUGAGCGGAGCUCAAGCAGUGCUGGCCUCGUGUGUUGGUGCAAUCAUUGCCGCCUCAUGCAACGACAUCAUGAAAGACAUGCACUGGCUGACAAAUGCCUACGUGUGGUUCGGAGCCCCGUACUUUGUGUACGACAUGUGGGCGAUGUACGCGUAUUACACACGCAGUCAUGAGCAGCUGUUUGCGGGGAAGUCGGUCCAAGACAAGGUCGUCACCUUUGUGAGACACAACAAAACCAUGGUGUGCCAUCACAUUCUGCUGCCGAGCAUAUUGCUCCCUCUUAUCCUGGUGCUGAGGGAAAAUCGCGGAGAUUUUUUCUUUGGAGUAUUUUACAUGAUAGAACUUGUCGUGCCAUUUAUCUCUGCCAGGGAAAUCCUUAUACAAAUGGGUCUGAAGUCGUCGCGGUCGUACUUCGUCACAAGCCUCCUCAUGGUCGUCUUCUUUUUCUUCUGCCGCCUGGCCGUGUUCCCGUACCUGUACUUCCGCUACUCUCUGUACGCCGACAUUCCUUUUCUCCGAGUCCCUUACCACAUUCCCAUCAAAUGUAACGUGUCGUGUUUCUUGAUACUGGCGCCUCAAGUCUACUGGUUCGCCUUGAUGCUCAGAGGGUUGUAUCGGGUUUUUGCGAAGUUAUCGAAAAAAGAGUCGCAGACUGCUGUAACUGACAAUCAUUUCGACAAGAGCCAUCAUUCCUAGCUCGUUUUGACGGGGUAAAUGUAAAACACAGUCGGAAUUGUUCGAGUCAGCCACCCAUAUAUUUGAGGAGAAAAGAGGUUGUCUUAGACAGGUGGAUGUCUAGAACUGUGUCAUAAUAUUUUUUUAAAAAGCAAGAGGAAUUAUGUAAGAAGAGGUUGUUUUGCACAGGUGAUUGUCUUGGACAGGUUGAUCGUUAGAGCAGCUUCGACUGUAUGAAUUACUUUUUGGCGACCUCAGUGCUUUCUUGUCCUAUCUCCAUUUUUUAAGAACAGUGAAAACAGUUCAUAACAAAGAAUGAGCUUAACAAGAAGUCACAUUUUCAAUGUUAAAAAAGAUGGAGAUGCGACAAGAAAGCACUGAUAUUGCGAUUUGCCCUCCUUAAAACCUCCGUUCUGCUGUGUUGUUCUGUGAUAUUUUGUUUUAUAAGAUUAUUAUACAUUUUUACUAACAAAACAUUAAUGGAGUACUGGUAAUACAAGAAAAUACCUGGCAGCAUAAAUUAUAUUAUGACGUAUUCUAAUUCUAAGAGAACAUUGAAAUGGUAAUGGUUUCAUAUAAUAAUAAUUGCAUUUACACAACGUGCAUCCACUCUCUACAACAUAUAUGCUCUAUGUAAUUUACUAAUUUAUUAGCCCAGCAGCCCGUAGAUCACUCCGAAACAUUCUUGGUACAGUGCAAGCAGCUGAAUAAACGCUCAAAUGGUCGCUUUUAAGGACA
Aplysia californica (California sea hare) is the source of this 1621-nucleotide messenger RNA. Its product is annotated as TLC domain-containing protein 3A. The record is from RefSeq and is a predicted model, not a curated record. Gene Ontology annotation, cellular component: endoplasmic reticulum; membrane. Gene Ontology annotation, biological process: lipid homeostasis. NCBI's taxonomy places the organism in Eukaryota, Metazoa, Mollusca, Gastropoda, Aplysiida, Aplysiidae.